CCGCAGGACUCAAGCAUGAACGCGACGGGCGUGAGGAUGGUGACCCGGAGCCGCAGCCGGGGCCCGGGGGCCGGGCCGCGGGGGGGUGGGGAGAAGGCCGCGCCGCUCUGGAAGGGAGAGGCGGCUGCAGAAGGAAGGAAGAGCCCCAGCCCUUCGAGGCAUCGGCGGAAGACACAAAAACUGAAUGUGGCCUACGAUCGCGAGGAAGAAGACACCAAACCCCCCAGGGCACCAAGCUGGGAGCCCCGGGACUGGCGGCAGCAGCUGGUGAACAUCCGCGCCAUGAGGAGCGGGAAGGACGCACCUGUGGACUGGCUGGGGGUUGAGCACUGCUACGACUCCGACGCACCCCCAAAGGUGCGGAGGUACCAGGUGCUGCUGUCGCUGAUGCUCUCCAGCCAAACCAAAGACCAGGUGACAGCGGGUGCCAUGCAGCGGCUGCGGGCUCGGGGCCUGACAGUGGACAGCAUCCUGCAGACGGAUGACAGCACGCUGGGCACGCUCAUCUACCCCGUCGGCUUCUGGAGGAGCAAGGUAAAGUACAUCAAGCAGACCAGUGCCAUCCUGCAGCAGCACUAUGGCGGGGACAUCCCAGAUUCUGUGGCAGAGCUCGUGGCACUGCCAGGCGUUGGACCCAAGAUGGCACACUUGGCCAUGGCGGUGGCCUGGGGCACCGUGUCAGGCAUCGCGGUGGACGCGCAUGUGCACAGAAUUGCCAACAGACUCGGGUGGACCAAGACGGCGACCAAUUCCCCGGAGAAGACUCGUGCUGCCCUGGAGGAGUGGCUGCCCCGGGAGCUGUGGGGCGAGAUCAACGGACUGUUGGUGGGCUUCGGCCAGCAGACUUGUCUGCCCGUCCACCCACGCUGCCAGGGCUGCCUCAACCGGACGCUGUGCCCGGCCGCGCGGGGCCUCUGAGGACCAUGGUGCUUCGGCCCCGGAUGCCAUUCUGGGUAGUGCGCUGCGUGCCUUUGCUGGGGAGCCCCAGCCUGUUUGUAAUAAAGCUUGGGAGUUGUUUGCA
This is a messenger RNA of Panthera uncia (snow leopard), 1021 nucleotides long. RefSeq names its product nth like DNA glycosylase 1 (gene NTHL1). The record is from RefSeq and is a predicted model, not a curated record. Gene Ontology annotation, cellular component: nucleus. Gene Ontology annotation, molecular function: oxidized pyrimidine nucleobase lesion DNA N-glycosylase activity; DNA-(apurinic or apyrimidinic site) endonuclease activity; DNA binding. NCBI's taxonomy places the organism in Eukaryota, Metazoa, Chordata, Mammalia, Carnivora, Felidae. Gene Ontology annotation, biological process: nucleotide-excision repair; base-excision repair; base-excision repair, AP site formation.